Magnolia sinica is the source of this 2143-nucleotide messenger RNA. Its product is annotated as indole-3-acetic acid-amido synthetase GH3.6. NCBI's taxonomy places the organism in Eukaryota, Viridiplantae, Streptophyta, Magnoliopsida, Magnoliales, Magnoliaceae. The transcript has 3 exons. The record is from RefSeq and is a predicted model, not a curated record. The coding region runs from base 101 to 1939 and encodes 612 amino acids. Gene Ontology annotation, molecular function: acid-amino acid ligase activity. Gene Ontology annotation, cellular component: cytoplasm.
UCUCUCUCUCUCUCUCUCUCUCUCUCUCUCUCUCUCUCUCUCUCUCUCUCUCUCUCUACUACAUCUUCUCUAAGGUUCUCUCCUUUGUGGUGGUGUAACCAUGCCAGAAGCUCCAAACAAUCCAUCAACGGGCCACGUCGAUCAGAUCGUCCAUGAAAAGAACAAGAAGGCCCUCCAAUUCAUCGAGGAUGUGACGACGAACGCCGACGAGAUCCAGGAGCGGGUGCUCGCCGAGAUCCUCUCUCAGAGUGCCCACGUCGAGUACUUGCAGCGACAUGGUCUUGAUGGCCGUACAGACCGGGAGAGCUUGAAGAAGCUCCUCCCUGUCGUCAUAUACGAGGAUCUGCAUCCUGACAUCCAGCGUAUCGCCAAUGGCGAUACGUCGCCGAUCCUCUGCGGGCAGCCCAUUUCAGAAUUCCUCACAAGCUCGGGAACUUCUGGCGGUGAGAGGAAGCUGAUGCCGACGAUCGAGGAAGAACUAGAGCGACGAUCAUUGCUCUAUAGCCUUCUGAUGCCUGUGAUGGACCAAUUCGUGCCAGGUUUAGAGAAAGGCAAAGGAAUGUACUUUUUGUUUGUGAAAUCUGAAGCUAAGACGCCUGGAGGAUUAGUCGCCCGCCCUGUCCUAACCAGCUAUUACAAAAGCCGGCAUUUCACCGAUAGGUCAUACGACCCUUACACCGCCUACACUAGCCCUAAUGAAACUAUCCUUUGCUCAGAUUCCUACCAAAGCAUGUAUUCUCAAUUGCUUUGUGGGCUUUGCCAGAACAAAGAAGUCCUCCGAGUCGGGGCGGUCUUUGCCUCUGGUUUCAUUCGUGCAAUCCGGUUCCUCGAAAAGAAUUGGGCUAGCCUUUGUAACGAUAUCCGAACUGGAACCUUAGAUGCCCAAAUCACUGACCCUUCAGUGAGAGAAGCCGUCAUGAAAAUUCUAAAACCAGACCUGAAACUUGCCGAAUUGAUCGAGAAAGAAUGCAGUAGGGCAUCCUGGCAAGGGAUCAUAACUCGAUUGUGGCCCAACACAAAGUAUAUCGACGUGAUCGUUACUGGGACCAUGUCGCAGUACAUCCCCACCCUUGAUUACUAUAGCAAUGGCCUCCCACUAACGUGCACUAUGUAUGCGUCUUCUGAGUGUUACUUUGGGCUUAACCUUAAUCCAAUGUGUAAGCCGAGCGAGGUUUCAUAUACCCUCAUUCCCACCAUGGCCUACUUCGAGUUCUUGCCAGUGCACCGCAACAAUGGGACCACUGAUUCAAUUUCAGUACCGAAAUCAUUGAAUGAGAAGGAGCAAAGGGAUUUGGUUGAUCUUGUUGAUGUUAAGCUCGGACAAGAGUAUGAGCUCGUCGUCACGACGUAUGCUGGACUUUAUCGCUAUCGAGUUGGAGAUGUGCUCCGAGUCGCCGGAUUCAAGAAUAAGGCUCCCCAAUUCAACUUCAUAUGCCGGAAGAACGUGGUUUUGAGCAUCGAUUCAGACAAGACCGAUGAGGUCGAGCUGCAAAAUGCUGUCAGGAAUGCAGUGAACCAUCUUGAGCCAUUCGAUGCAUCUCUGAUUGAGUACACUAGCUUUGCGGACACGUCGACCAUACCGGGCCACUAUGUUCUCUACUGGGAGCUCCUCCUUGGUGCAACACCGAUCCCACCAUCGGUAUUCGAAGACUGUUGCCUCGCCAUUGAAGAGUCCCUUAACAGCGUCUACCGACAGGGUCGUGUCUCCGACAAGUCGAUCGGCCCACUGGAGAUCAAGAUUGUUGACGUAGGCACGUUCGACAAGCUCAUGGACUAUGCUUUGAGCCGCGGCGCAUCGAUCAACCAGUACAAGACGCCACGGUGUGUGAAAUUUGAGCCCAUUGUCGAGCUGCUGAAUUCGCGGGUGCUUUCGAAUUACUUUAGCCCAAAAUGCCCGAAAUGGGUCCCGGGACACAAGAAAUGGAGCACCCAGAACUGAAAGUGGGGGAAUUGAGCUGUUGCUGAUGGUGGAAUUCCAUGGGAGUUUGAAGGAGCUGUUUUAUGUUGUUUUCAUCACAUUAGAGAAAGACCCUUUUUUUUUUCUUUAGGAAUUUUCCUUUUUCUUUUUACGGUUGUUUAAUAUAUUUAGAGUAAAAUCAGCUGUGUACAUUACAGUUCUUGUUUAAGGGCCUUUUUUUUCUUC